AUGUCCGGUCCGGACAGACGCUUCGCCGCCGCCGCCUCGAGCCAACGGGCGCCUGCCACGUGGCAACCGCCGGCGCCGCCGCCCGCGGCCCGCUCGGCCCGCGCGGGGCCCCCGUGGCCCGUCUCCUCGCCCGCCGCCGCCCGGCUUCCUCCACCGCGCCCGCGCCCGACCCCGCCACCCGGUCGCCGCCUCGCCGCCUUCGCCGGAGCGCCACCUCCUGCCGCCGCCGACCGCCGUCGCUUCCACCCGCGGGACCCCGACGCCGCCUCCUCGCCGUCCCGCCGGCUCCGCGCCGCCCGUGCCCGCAACUGCCGCCGCCCCGCGUCUCCUCCGCCUUCCCCGAGCUCUCUCCGGCCGGCGCCCUCCUCUUCCCCUCCGACUCCGGCCAGCUCCUGA
Messenger RNA from Aegilops tauschii subsp. strangulata, 396 nucleotides. Lineage: Eukaryota; Viridiplantae; Streptophyta; Magnoliopsida; Poales; Poaceae. The record is from RefSeq and is a predicted model, not a curated record.